Molecule: messenger RNA, 789 nt
Organism: Gasterosteus aculeatus aculeatus (three-spined stickleback)
Lineage: Eukaryota; Metazoa; Chordata; Actinopteri; Perciformes; Gasterosteidae
Source: RefSeq, a predicted model, not a curated record
UCAUUUACUAGCUAUAUGUUCUCAUUUUCAUUCGUCAUUUCUUUAACAUUUUGUGGAAAUGUCAUUGACAAAGUGUUUUGUCACCAACAGUUUGUAGUUAAACUUGCAUGUUCAGUCUCAGCACUUACCAGCAUAUCUGACCUGUUUUUUGGCUUUAUGUGUGUGAUUCUCCCAUUUGGUUUUAUUUCAGUCUCUUACAUGAAGAUUUUGUGGGUUUGUCUAAUUGUGUCAAAAGAAAGCAAACAAAAAGUCUUAACAACCUGCACACCUCAGAUUGUAUCAUUGUCAAACAUUUUUGUCUACGCCAUUUUUAAUUAUGUGGGAUCCAGCCUGGAUGUUGACUAUUUACCAGGUAAAGUCCGCGUUAUUUUAUCCUUAUAUAUCCAUAUACUUCAACCAAUGAUCACCCCCUUCAUGUACGGACUUUACCUGCCCAAAAUAAGACAAUCGUGUAAAAGACUUCUGUUUGGUAGAAAAUAAACUUGUUGGAUAUUUUAGUAUGACACCACAUAGUUCUAUUGACCCUGUGUCCUGGGGAUUAUCAGCAUGGAUAUUGAAAUCUUAACAAUAACAAAAGUCAAAUUCAGUACACGUUAUAGACAGUAAACUAAUAACAAGAAACAAAGAAGGUUGCACAAUAUUUGUUUGGUCUGCAAAUGUUUAUGAAUAAAGCCUGAGUGGAUGUCAGAGCUCGCAUUUAGUAAAAUCAUUAAAUAAAAUAGCAACUCCCUCCCUUUCUUAUGCGCUCUUUUCGUGUAUCGUGUAAAAGACUUCUGCUUGGUAGAAAAU